Camelina sativa (false flax) is the source of this 2311-nucleotide messenger RNA. The record is from RefSeq and is a predicted model, not a curated record. Lineage: Eukaryota; Viridiplantae; Streptophyta; Magnoliopsida; Brassicales; Brassicaceae.
UUCUUACAAUAAUCGCAUUUACAAAGAAUUCGUCAGUUGAGUUUAGUUACAAUUUUUAUCUAUGUUUAUGGAUUUAAUUUCGGUUAUUCUGUGUGUGUGUGUUCUUCAAAGGUUGUAAUUUGAAAUAAGCUUGGUUUGUUGUGAUUUGGAAACCAGGGAACUUGUAAUCCGUAAAAAGCUCCUGAUGUGUUGCUUGAUCUCUUCAUAACCGUAUCGGUGAAAGUAAUUGAUGCCAUGGUUCCAAUGGAAACUGAUGAGCCUACAGAUUCUUUGCCAAAAGCACAGAGCAAUUCUAUGAUUAGUCAAUUAGAUGGCUCUGUAAUUGUGGCUUCAACCAAUGUACCUGAGAUUUUGACUGCUUCUGACUGUGGAGAGAGACUUCCUGAGUCGUCAAGAGGUCGGGUUUGUGACACAAUGAUGCCACCACCAGCUUUAUAUUCCCAAGCUGCCUCCACAGAGUUUUCUUUGAAUGUAGUGGAAGCUUCUUUGAUUAGAGUAGAAAGUAGUACAACUAGUCAUGAUGCUGAUGGUAUUUUGAACCAAGUGAUUUCUGAAGAAUCUGCAUUUUGUUUACCUGACCCUGCCGGCUCUGCUACAUCAGAUCAGGGUGUUCAAAUUACAGGUUCUCUGCCAAUUUCAUCAGUUCUCGCCCAGAAUAUCACAACAGCAGCAGACCAUUGGACUUCGAGAACAGCUUCUUUAGUUAACCAGUCUGAGGAUGUCCAUGAAGCAGGUGUUCAGCCUCCUAACAUCUCAUAUAGCGGAUCAACAGUCAACGCAUCAGCGGAUACAUCUCUUCCCAACAAUCCUAUGGGACAGAGUCCUCGGUUACAUUUCCCUUCGUACAGUGACAUAUGUGACUACGAACUGGAGAAGCUGAACAAAGAACAAGGGACCUUAAGGAAAAACUUUGAAGAAACGACAUUAGGGUUGAAGGCUGAACUCGAGAGAAAGAUGGCUGAAGCACGCAGUGAGUUCGAUAGGAAAUCCCAAGAGGUAGAUACUGAAUAUAAUGCCAUUUCGAAACAGAUUGGAGCCUUUAGGAGUUUGGUUGCCAUGAACAGUCUCUUGGCGAAUGCUUACAAGUGUUCACGUCCAGUGAAGAGUGCAGCCACGGAUACUGCAGCUGUUAGAGCAGCUAGGAGCUCCCAACAUCCAACGCAGCAGCAGCAAGCAGUACAAACAAACACGACUAUGAAUUCAACUACUCCUCCUCAACCCUCAGUCACAACAGCGGAAGCUCCAAGACCUUCAGGUCCUCUUUCGCAUUUCCCGCGUUGCAACACACCUCAACCUCAACCGAUAUCUCAGCAAGCAGCAGCACAAUCCAACCCACAUAUGAAUUCAACCGCUCUUCCUCGCCCCUCAAUCACAACAGAACCUCGUCCUCUACAUUCACCACCCUGCAACACGCCUCAGCCAAGGCCAAUAUCUCAGCUACCAGUAGUACAAUCAAACAGGCCUAUCAGUUCAACCGCCCCUCUAAGACCCUCAGUCGCAUCAGAAGCUAUACCUUUGCAUUCACCACCCUGCAACACGCCUCAGCCAAGGCCAAUAUCUCAGCUACCAGUAGUACAAUCAAACACGCAUAUCAGUUCAACCGCCCCUCCUGGACCCUCACUCACAUCAGAAGCUAUAUCUUUGCCUUCACCACCCUGCAACACGUCUCAGCCAAGACCAAUAUCUCAGCUACCAGUAGUACAAGCAAACACGCCUAUCAGUUCAACAGCCCCACAUGGACCCUCAGUCACAUCAAAAGCUAUAUCUUUGCAUUCACCACCCUGCAACACGCCUCAGCCAAGACCGCCACCUUUAAUCUCCAACCACACUCCAACUUCUUAUUCAGCAGCUUCUGCUCCACAUGUGCAUGGUAAAGUGAGGCGAACCAUGGCACCUCACUUACGAUCAUCUCGACCUCCCAACACUGCUGCUGCAUCAACAAUAAAUCCAACAAGGCAGGUUCAAGAACAACAACAACAACAACAGCAGCAACAACAACAGCAACAACAACAACAACAACAACAACAACAAGGGAACUCAAACAGUAGCUUGGUCUAUCUCUCAGAUGACGACUAGUGACAAAAUCCUUGGGAGUAUAUAUAGUAUAUAUUCUUUUGUAGUUUCUGUUAAGGUUAUAUAAUAUAGGUAUCGAAGCCCUUAAAACAUUUGAGAAUGCCACGUACGAAGAAACAUUUCGAAAAAAUGGACGGUUGAUUUGGAAACAUGUACUGCAACUUAGUGCUCAUAUGUGUUUUGCUUAAUGGAAUACAAUUUUUUUGUAUAUUUACAAAGGAAUGUUGAGAGUUCAAUA